This is a messenger RNA of Penicillium subrubescens, 2886 nucleotides long. RefSeq lists its product as uncharacterized. Gene Ontology annotation, molecular function: nucleic acid binding; RNA-DNA hybrid ribonuclease activity. Lineage: Eukaryota; Fungi; Ascomycota; Eurotiomycetes; Eurotiales; Aspergillaceae. The transcript has a single exon. The coding region runs from base 1 to 2886 and encodes 961 amino acids. The record is from RefSeq and is a predicted model, not a curated record.
AUGUCUGACAAUGUCAUUCAUCCCGUGGCAGAACUGCCCUUCCCUCUCGAUCACGGCCCCGAUGUGAUGCAGACGAAAGACCCACCAACCUGCCCUGGUGAGAGCCAGGACGAGGUUCGGCGCAGUGUUUCUCUGUCACCAUACGGAGUCGAAAAGAUGACGGAGGACCAAAAAAGAUGCGAACGAUCUGCCUCCCUCUCACCCCCCGAGUUGAAGAAAUUCCGAAUCUACCAAUUGUGUCCCAAGGAGUCGUCCAUCCCUCCAGAGAUGCCCCCGUUCAGGCUCCCAUCGAAACGACAAAUCGGUCAGAAUGACCAGAUCGAAGGACCGAGCACGGUAUCACACAAACGGAAGAGAUCACCCACACCGGCAUCCGACAAGCCAACAUCAGAUAUCCCGAUGUCAGAUGUGUUGGUCUCCUUGACACCUCCAAACCGCAAGCCUGAAGGAUCUUGCAGCUUUCGGGGUGUCAUUGAGCAUAGAAGGGCCGAAGAGGCGUUGGAUUUCGCAUGGAAGAUGGAGACUUGUGCAAUGAGGACCGAUAAUGCCCAUCGUCACAUUUUUUGGACUGAUGCAUCGAUCGUCUUCGGUGCCUGUGCAGCGGGGUCGGUGGUUUGGAAACAGCCACCGUCGUGGGAGUGGAAGGUCCAAGGCUUUCCUUACCCUCAUCUCAUACAGAGUACCGAGGUUGUGGAGAUGUUUGCGAUUGCCCAUGCUUUGAAGCAUGCGGUCGAUGAUAUCAAGCAGUCACUAGGUGAUGCAGUGAAAGAUCCGGACACGCAGAUUACUCACGAGGUAUUUGUGUUCACGGAUUCCAUUGGUGCACUCACCAGUGUUGAGAGGGAUGCUCGGAGGGAUCAUGCUCGAAGAACCAGCCAGCAGGCCCAUACAAUCAUUGAAUACAGCAUUGAUCUUGAUAACCUUGGAGCCAAGGUAGAGCUGCAUUUAGUGCCUGGGCACACCGGUGUGCCCGGUAACGACAGGGCUCAUAAAGCCGCCUACGGAGCAGCCAAGCAUGCAGCAGCUGCAGCUGGAAUCACCUCAACUGAACAGGGGUGGGCUAUGCACAAGAAUCAAGCUUUCGUUGUCAUGUUUCCUGGAACCGCACCACCAUUGGUCCCAGCUACACCAGUCCCAGCUGGUAGAUCCAGAGGAUCUCGAAAGCGUGCAUCCCUGCUCUCAGGUUCAUCAGCCCAAGCUGGUACCGCCAAGAAAGUUCGAAAGCUUUCAUCCCUCCUAUGUCAGACUCUGCUUUGGAGAAAGCUCAAGGCUAAGACCCCUCCCACGAUGGUCUCACCACUAGACCCGAUGGAUGAAGAGCUGGUGAAUAUGAAAUGUAAGAGAUCCAAGUGCAUUCCUGGUCCUGAUUCUGUUCGUCCGGAUCGAACCCCGGAGCCGGCAGCUGUCCUAGAGCCAUCGUUCACUUCUGUCAAUGCAGGCUCGCGCUCGUCCACGGGAUUUACUCGUGUCAACGCAAGUUCGACCUUGUUAACAGGGAGCCCAGCCAAGGUUUCUUCCGCUCGGAUCAAGUGGUCAGCCCUUAACCCCCGGCAUUGGUUUAUGCCAGUUGACACAAGAUCAACACCCUGGGGAGCAAGCGUUUCCUCUGGAUCACCUAAAGCACAAUUCUUCGGCCCAGGACAAUUGGUCCCGGGACUACGAAAUGAGCCUGCAUCAAUUGGUGACGCAGCAAGUUUCCUCGGGCCUGGGCAAUUGUCAUUCUCUUCGGGAAACAGUGUGUCUGCAGCUGUGUUGGAAUCCAGCGCAGUGAGCAAGUAUUGUUCAGAGCCUCCUAAUCCAGCGAGAACUCCGGGUUCGAAGCAAAACAGGGGAAUCGUUGCUUUUGGCGAAACUGCCUUACCUAGUUUCAUUCCUCGAGGUAACCAGCCAACCGUAAAGAUGACUGCUCUUGCAGUGGUGUCGUUUUGUCUUGAUUCCCCAGUCCCAACUACUAAUGCAGUCUUAGUGCCGGCUCUCAAUCAAGCUUCUUUGACUGUACCGAAGCCAUUUGACUGCUUCUCAUCUCGUCCCCAAAACAACCAUUCGCCGAAUCCCAGUGGAAAUGCUGCCCUGCCCCCACAUCAGUCAAUACUUGAAACCCUCAAAACCUCUCCUUCGUUUGUCACGACAUCGAAGAUGAGAUCAUUUGCCUCCCCCGGAGAACCCAAGGAAGAAAUCACCUUGGCGCCUUUCUCAUCAUUCUAUGAUGACAAACCGAAGCAAUGGGCAGAUACGGCUCUGCCCCAGGUUCAUCCGUCAAGUAGUGACGUGCUGCAACCCCCUUCUGUGAAGUUUACCAUAUCACAGAUGGAAUUGUUUGCAUCACCCGGAGGACCAGAAGAUGGAAUCGCUUUGGCACCGCUAUCAUCAUCUUAUGAUGAUAAGCCGAAGCAGAGUGAAGACACUACUCUGACCCUGGUUCCCCCGUCAAUCAGCGACGCGCCACAACCCCCUUCUUUGAAGGUUACCAUAUCAAAGAUGAGGUCAUUCGCAAACCCCGGAGAACCCAAAGACGCAAUUACUUUGGCACCGCUCUCAUCAUCUUAUGAUGAAAAUUCGAUGCCAUGUGAGGAGGAUAUGGCUUUGCCCCCGCUUCCUUCACCGAUAGUUGAGGUGCCGAGAAGCACUUUUCCAUUUGCUGCUACAUCUAAGAUGAGAUCUUUUGCGUUUCCUGGAGUGCCUUGGAACGGAUCUGUAUUGGACCCAGUCUCAUCACCCAACGAAGGAACCCCGAGACCCACGAUGAGUUCUGGGCCGAGAUGGCCUCCUUUCACCCAAUCUCAAACGAUGUCGCCUGAUGCCGCCAAAUUUCGAUCAGGAGAGUCACCCAGAGAUGAAAGCAAUUCUGCACGGACGCCAGCCUCUGAGCCUUCUUCAAGCCUCUAG